AUGAUUACCACUUUAAGGUACUCUGAAGGUUUUUUCAGAAAUUUAUCAGGCUAUAUCGGCCAAAGUGCUCCAAUAAGACCUCAGCCUACCCAUCUACCUCCUCCCCAGGUAUCCCAGCCUGCCCCUGUAGUCCAAGUACAAGAGCAACAACCAGAAUUAAACCCAGAACCCAAACAUUUCAAGAAUGAAGACCUUUAUCUUGACUAUGAAGACAAACCCGCAAGAUCUCAAGCUCCUCUAUCAAAAUCAGCAACUGGCUUAAGCUACAAUAAAAGAGAAUGGAUUUUACGUCAAAGGCAAGAUUUAUCUGAAGAAAUUAACAAGGCAAAAUCUAGAGUUGAUGAAGAAAACGCAAGAAGAGACCAAAUUCUGAAGCAGGAGCAGGAGAAAAUUAACGAAGUAUAUGCUGCCCAAAGAAAGCUUGAAGAUCUAAUGAGAGAACAGAGCUCAAGGCUAUUUAAGUAA
Molecule: messenger RNA, 465 nt
Organism: Blepharisma stoltei
Lineage: Eukaryota; Ciliophora; Heterotrichea; Heterotrichida; Blepharismidae
Source: the annotation of a GenBank genome assembly